UGCUUGAGGCCUGUCAAAAUGGAAGCAAGAUAGUGCAGCCAGAUUCAUCAUAUCAUAAAGCUAUGACUGAAGUUGAUGCCACCAAUAGUGGAAGGAAUGUUGUCAGUGUAGAACAAGGGGAUUCAUCACAUUGGAAAUCUAUGUCUGAAGUUGAUGCCACAAAUUGUGGAAGGAAUGUUGUUAGUACAGAACAUAGAGCCAUUAGCAGUGUCUCUGCGGUUCUGGCCUUGCAAAAUGGAGGACAGACAGUGCAGCUAGAUUCAUCAUAUCAGAAAAAUAUGGCUGAAGUUGAUGCUACAAACAAUGAAAAAAAAUUUGCAAGUGCAGAGCAAAGCGAUAUUGCUGAUAUUCCUCUAGAGAAAAGAGGCCCAGCAGAGGGAUCUGACAGAGAAGGUGAAAUUAGUCGUGAGGUUCUGGAAAUACUAUUUGGAACGGAUAUUGAAAAUGCUGCAAAGAUUCUUUGCGUUAGCCGAUCUACAUUUAAGCGUAAAUGCAGACAACAUGGCAUCAAGCGGUGGCCGUUCCCCAAGCGAAACAGGGUUACUCGCUCCCCUUCUCAGCUUGAAUCUAUUCGAGGCGCUAACAAACAAACCGGAGAAUCUAGUCGGAGAGACUGUCUGCCUUGUGACAAGGCUCCUAAGCAAGCCACAACUUCUAUUGCUUCCACAAUGCCACAUGCUUCAGCAAAGCAAAAUGAGAGCUCUGUGACCAUAAAGGCAACAUAUGGGGACGACAUUAUCAAGUUUCAACUCUCUUUUUCGUCAGGAAUGGUGGAGUUAGAGGAGAUAGUGGCAAAAAGGCUAAACUCAAAGGCUGGAAGUUUCAAAAUCAAGUAUGCAGAUGAAGAUGAUGAUUCGAUUUUAGUGUCCUGUGAUGAAGCUUUGCAGGAUUGCAUAAAUAGUUGGAGAUCAUCGGACAGGACUACAGUCAAAAUGUUGGUUCUGCCAAUUAUCAAUUAAUUACCUUGAGCCUUGACUAGAAUGUAUUUAUGCGUAUUUCUCUUUGCUUAUGUCUAUCUUUAUACACAUCAUUGCACACUUACAUACAUACAAAAGUUUACCAUCUUUGUAUAUGUUAUGCUUCGACCUAACUGUUCCUCUUUUGUCCUCUGCCAAAACAUUA
This is a messenger RNA of Ilex paraguariensis (yerba mate), 1122 nucleotides long. The record is from the annotation of a GenBank genome assembly. Lineage: Eukaryota; Viridiplantae; Streptophyta; Magnoliopsida; Aquifoliales; Aquifoliaceae.